AUGUCUAGGCCUCAGAUGAUCCGAGCUGAUACCUUGGACCUUCAAGAUCACGAUGCGCCUUCCGCGAAAGACCACACCAAACAACCCGAAACUCCAGAACCUCUCGGGGGCGGCCGGCCUGCCCCCCAUCAAGAGCUUUCUAUUCGCAAGGCUGAACAAGAUUCGCAAGCGGAGAUAAAGGGCGGACCCGACAAAGACCACGAGUCUCGCGGUGACAAAGGGGUGUAUCGAGAGUCCGACGAUGAGGACGAGGAUGACGAUGAUAGUCACUACGACCACGAAGAAGGCGAUUUGGCAGAUGGCGAAAGCGAUGACCUCAUGGACGAUGAUCUGAUGGACAAGAUCUCCAGCUCACCCUCUAUUGACGAUGAGGACAUCGACUUCGAAUUUGUUUAUGCGCUUCACAACUUUGUCGCAACUGUUGAUGGACAAGCAAAUGCCGCGAAAGGUGAUACCAUGGUUCUUCUCGACGACAGCAACAGCUACUGGUGGCUCGUGCGCGUGGUGAAGGAUGGGAGCAUUGGUUAUCUCCCUGCAGAACACAUUGAAACACCUACCGAAAGACUUGCUAGAUUGAAUAAACACAGAAACGUGGAUCUGUCAGCGACUAUGCUGGGGGACAAUAACGAGAAGUCGAAAAAUCCGUUGAAAAAGGCUAUGCGCCGUCGGAACGCGAAGACCGUGAACUUUGGACCUCCGAUGUAUAUUGACGCCUCCGAUGUUGACUACUCAACGGAUGAUGAUUCUGAACACGGCGACUUCUUUAACGAUGACGAGACUCUGGAUGGAGAGGAGGAAGACGAACAAGAGCAAGCUGAAGAUAUUGUUGUGGAGCCUCUCAGGCCCAAAGGCCAGAAAGAAAAUCCUACAGAUCUUGGUGAUGCGAAUGGUGCAGAGAAACAGGACUCGCAACGUGCAAGCUCUGAUCAACGACCCUUAAGUGAAGAAUUCUUCGAGGCGGAAGAACCCAUUGUCAGUAGAUCCAGAAAUGGCACUGUACGAAACACCGAUUCAUUCUUCAACGACGACACUGCCGAGCCCAAAAAGAUUUCCCUCACACCAAAUCUUCUACGCGAUAUCCGCGAUGGAGAUAGUAACGGCACUCUGGCUGAUUGGAAAGAGCCCCGCGGCAGUCUCGAAUCCCUCGAAAAAGGGUCCAGUUCGCAGGACAAAUUCAAAGAGAAAGAGGACAAGAAACGAAAGGACAAGAAGCCUGGGAUGCUCAGCGGAUUAUUCAAGCGUAAGAAGAGCAAAGAUGAUACCGACGAGCCAGAAAGAUCUCCUGCAGACUCGGCAUCCCGCACAUCACCUCAACCCAAGACCUCGAUGGAAUCCAUAUCGACGAAGUCAUUGUCGCCUGAACAACAACGGCCUUCUAAGCCUCAAAAACACACAGUCAACAAGGCACACAAGCCACCCCAAGGGAUUAUGAAGGUUGAUACGGCCCUCGAUUCUGCAAUGGCCGAAUUCUCCAGAGGAAACGAGGCUAUUAACCAGGGUCAAGUUGAGAAGAGCAUUCGACAGGUGCCACCACCAGAAGAAGACGAAAGCGGUUACGAAGACUGUGACAUCAUGUUACAAUCGCCUAUCAGCCAACCUAGUCCUUCCAAAGACUCCUUUGCUACUCCGCACGAGUCCAUGGAACCCUUGGCGUCGCCUGUUGAUCGACCAUCUAGCGAAAUUCAAUGGAGAGAGACUAUGGAUUCGGACCAACCAAGAGCUGGAUCCACAUCUGUUACGUCUCCUCAAAAGUUCGUUCCUGCGCUAGUGGGUGGAGACGAGUCAGAAUCCCCUGUCAAUAUCUCUCCUCGACAAGUCUACCCUCCUAUAGGCGGACGUGGCUUGGAAACUAUUGCCUCGCCUCGAGGAGUCCGCUCUUUCUCACCAGCAUCUCCGCCAUUGUCACCCAGACAUCACACAAACUAUCUCAAAGGCAGCACCGCUACUCAUGGCUCAAUCGACACUCUCUCUGUAGACACUCCGACUUGGAGCGACUCCAGCCUACGAUCAUAUAUGGAUGAAGAAAACGACAUUCGCGACUUGUUUAUUAUUGUCCACGACAAAUCAAAUGUACCUCCCGCUGGUCCUGACCACCCCGUCACCGGUCGUCUAUUCAAGGAAGAAAGCAAGCGACUGAAGGAGAUGAAUAACCAGCUUGACGAUAUGCUUGUAAACUGGAUGUCACAGCGGGCUAAGAGCUCUGCCUCCAUUCGGAGCAUGCAAAGUCCGUCGGUAUAA
Molecule: messenger RNA, 2238 nt
Organism: Penicillium paradoxum
Lineage: Eukaryota; Fungi; Ascomycota; Eurotiomycetes; Eurotiales; Aspergillaceae
Product: SH3 domain-containing protein
Exons: 5
Coding region: 1-2238 (745 amino acids)
Biological process (GO): establishment or maintenance of actin cytoskeleton polarity
Cellular component (GO): microtubule cytoskeleton; cell tip
Molecular function (GO): protein binding
Source: RefSeq, a predicted model, not a curated record